AAUAAAACCAGAGCUCCUCUGCUCUGCUUUUUGAAUUUGAGUUUCUACCAUUCGAGUUUUCUCCUUUCUUCCCAAAAAGAAAAAACCAGAAGAAAAAUGGGAACAUCCGAAACUACUCAAUAUUUUCCUUCCCAACUGGAUGAAUCAUAUCGGCAUCUUCCAUCUAUCUACUUGGUUUUCCUCUCAAUCUGGUUCCUCUCUGCUUGUUCUUGGACUAUCAACACUUACAAAAAUCGCCAUUUUCAGAUGAAUAAUUUGCAGUGGACACUUGCAUCUGUUCCGUUAAUUAAAGCUUUGCAGCUCACUCUGUCAUUCCUCUUUUGGUAUUCAUGCUUUUAUCUUCAUGUAUGCUCACUGUGGAUGUCAUUUGGAGUGUAUGUUACUGGCGUGCUCUUUCAGACAGCUUCCUUUGUGUCAUUCUUUCUCAUCUCUCAUGGGUAUUCUAUCACAUGUGAGAGCCUCUCUUUAACUGAGCGCCGUACUACAGCUGCACUUGGCCCUUUCAUCGCCCUUUUCACACACAGGUGGACUUUUAGGUCACAAGAGUUGGCGCCACGGUUUUCUGUAAUGCCAACUCUAAAGUCUAAAGCAGAGACAAUGGUCCCUCCCAUCUUCAGUAUUGAAAUGGAUGCAGAGACUUUCAGAACCUUUAGAAGUCAUGAGUGGCACAUUGGGGUGCCAACAUCUGGUUCUCAUGAUGAAAGGUAUAGAGAUUCAGUUAUAGUGAUAAUUCAGCACCCACAUUGAUACUGCCAGAUGGUUGCUGCAUCUUAAGUAUGCUUUUUAUCCUAAACAUUCUACCAUGCAUACAUAUAUAUACACAAACACCCCCUCAGAAUACAGGCAGGUAGUUGCUGCAUCUUCAGUGUGCUUCUUAUCCUAAACAUUCCACCGUAUAUAUACACACACACAAAAGCAAAUACAGGGAGAGAGUUGGUGCAUCAGAGUUUAUAUAUCUGGAGACAAACACUUUUUUUUUUUUUGAUUGUAUAAAUGAUAUAGCUAUGUCAAAGAAUUGUUAAUGUUGGUUCGUAGUUGAUUAAGUUGGAUUUAGUGGAAAGUGUAUGUAUUCUAUUCUUCCCUUUUGACAUGUGGUUUUGAGGGUAUUAUGGUAAAAACAUGCUUAAAAA
Messenger RNA from Carica papaya (papaya), 1130 nucleotides. Lineage: Eukaryota; Viridiplantae; Streptophyta; Magnoliopsida; Brassicales; Caricaceae. The record is from RefSeq and is a predicted model, not a curated record.